This is a messenger RNA of Spodoptera littoralis (African cotton leafworm), 1731 nucleotides long. The record is from the annotation of a GenBank genome assembly. NCBI's taxonomy places the organism in Eukaryota, Metazoa, Arthropoda, Insecta, Lepidoptera, Noctuidae.
AUGGUGAUGGCUAGGAAAACUUCCAAAUGCUUGGAUGCUUUUUUUAUAAAAAAGCACGCCUCAGAAGAAAUUUCUAUAAUAAAUUCUGAAGUGGCUCUUAUUUAUCAUAAUGUGAAGCAUGGUUUGAGUUACAACAGCUUGGAUUGUUUGGCAAAAAAUAUUAGCAAAUUCAUUCCAGAUAGUCAAAUAGCAGCAAAAUUGACAUGUGGACGAACAAAAGCAUCGGCAAUAACACGCAAUGUUUUAGGACCCUAUUCACAAGAAAAAGUGAUCUCUGAAUUAAAAGAAUGUUAUUAUUUUUCCGUAGCCUCAUAUGCAUCAAAUGUUGGUAAUUUAAAAACAUUUCCCUAUGCCGUUCAAUAUUUUAAUUGUAAUAAAGGUAUAUGUAGAAAAUUAUUGGACUUUUACGAGGAAGCUGAAGAAACAUCGCUCGAUAUAUAUAACUGCCUUAAAAAAAUUACCACUGACUCUAAUCUCAGCAUGGAUCAAAUAAGUGCAUACAGUGCAGACAAUGCUUCUGUUAAUUAUGGUGCCCAUAAUUCUGUAUUCCAGAAAUUAAAAGAAGAAAAUAAUCAUAUUUUUAAAGCCAAUUGUUAUUGCCACGUUGUUAAUAAUUGCGUAAAAUAUGCAUUAAAAGGCCUCGAUGUUGACAUAGAAAGCAUCGUCAUAAAAAUUUAUAAUGAGUUCAGUUCAUCAGCAUUAAAAACAAAAAAAUUGAAAGAAUGUUGUGAAUUUGCCCAAAUAGAGUAUAAAGAACUGCUAAGACAUGUACCUACAAGAUGGUUGUCACUUUUGCCAGCUAUAGAUCGCUUAAUUCGGAGUUGGCCUGCUGUUAAACAUUAUUUUUUAUCAAAAGGUCGUGAUAACUGCCACAAGGUGCUAUGGGAUUUUAUUUCAGAAGGUUGUAGUACUGAUUUUAUGAAUAAUGAUGAUGAAGAAUGUAAAAAAGAAGGUAAAAAUGACUGUUACCUUUUCUUCCUGAGCAAUAUCUUGCCUGAAUUUACAAAAGUGAUAUUGCUAUUAGAAAGUGAGAGCUUCACUAUUUUGGACAUUGAUCAUGCCAUGCGAAGUCUUCACGACCAAUUAAAAAGUAGGAUGGCUGAUAACUUUUUUGGGAGCAAAGUCAGGGACAUUUUCAGAAAACUUGAUGAAGAAGAAAGAGCUCUAUUUAAAGGACAGGUGCAUAUUUUUCUGCAAAGAGCAUUAAAAUAUAUAGAAGAAAGAUAUGAUUUUAGUACCGAUGGAAUCUACAAAAAGUUUGAACUUUUGUCCCUCAAACCACAGGAAUUAAAAUUGACUUGGGAAGUGCUUUCCGAAUUGCCCAUGAUAUUAAAUAUAGAAGACGCUAUUAAUAUUGACUCCCUUUACUCAGAGUUUGCAUGUCUGAAAACGGUAUAUAGGGAGCUUCCGAAAGACUUACCAAACGACGAAAUAUGGGCCUAUUUCUUCAGAAAUAACACGUCCACAAAUUUCGAUAAUUUAAAAAAAAUAGUUGGUUUCGUUCUUUCUAUUCCAACAAGCAAUGCCUUUUGCGAAAGAAUAUUUAGCCUACUGAAUAGUUUAUGGACUAAAGAGCGAAACCGGAUGUCCAUGGAUUUAAUCAAGUCCGAACUGCAGACUCGUAUAAACUUUGACGUGUCUUGCUCAGAAAUUCUAACAGUCUUACAAAGCUCUGACGGAGAAAAACUAAUAAAAAUGGCAAAAUCCAGUGAAAAAUAUUUCAAAAAAUGA